Messenger RNA from Triticum aestivum (bread wheat), 3501 nucleotides. RefSeq names its product ABC transporter B family member 15-like. The coding region runs from base 1 to 3435 and encodes 1144 amino acids. The transcript has 7 exons. Gene Ontology annotation, molecular function: ATP binding; ABC-type transporter activity; ATP hydrolysis activity. Gene Ontology annotation, cellular component: membrane. NCBI's taxonomy places the organism in Eukaryota, Viridiplantae, Streptophyta, Magnoliopsida, Poales, Poaceae. The record is from RefSeq and is a predicted model, not a curated record. Gene Ontology annotation, biological process: transmembrane transport.
AUGGGGGACGCGGCGGCAGGGAAGGCGUCGUUCCUGGAGAUGGUCCGGUACGCGGACGCGCACGACCUGAGCCUCAUGAUGCUGGGCGUGCUGGGGAGCUUCGGCGACGGCAUGAUGCAGCCGCUCCUCAUGCUCGUGCUCGGCGACAUCAUCAACAGCUACGGCGCCGCCGGGAGCGCCGGGAGCACCGGCAGCGCCUUCAGCUCCGGCGCCGUCGACAAGUUCGCGCUCCGGUUGCUGUAUCUCGCGGUUGCAGUGGGCGCGUGCGCUUUCCUAGAGGGGGUGUGCUGGACCCGAACGGCGGAGCGGCAGGCGUCGAGGAUGCGGAGGCUGUACCUGGAGGCCGUGCUGCGGCAGGAGGUGCACUUCUUCGACGCCGCGCCCUCCUCGCAGUCCACCACCUUCGGGAUCAUCACCACCAUCUCCGACGACGCCGACACCAUCCAGGACUUCCUCAGCGAGAAGCUUCCCAUGGUGCUGGCCAACGUGACGCUCUUCUUCGGCGCCAUGUCCGUGUGCUUCGUGUUCGCCUGGCGCCUCGCGCUGGCGGGCCUCCCCUUGACCUUCCUCUUCUUCGUGCCGAGCGUGGUCCUCGGCAAGCGCAUGGUGGCCGCGGCCGGGGAGUCGCGCGCAGCCUCCAUCAUGGCGGCGCUCCCGAACCUACGCUACUUCGUGGACGCCUCGGUGGCGGCGGCCCGGAUGCGGGGGAUGAUCGAGAAGCUCCCGCCGCUCAAGGAGGCCGGCAAGAAGGGCGCCACCAAGGACGUCGUCAGGGGCCGGAUCGUGUUCAAGGACGUGCACUUCACGUACCCGUCGAGGCCGGACACGCGGGUGCUCAACGGCGUCAACCUCACCAUGUCCGAGGGCGCGACCAUCGGCCUCGUCGGCGGCAGCGGGUCGGGGAAGUCCACCGUCAUCGCGUUGCUGCAGAGGUUCUACCGCCCAGACAGCGGGGAGAUACUGCUCGACGGCGACGACAUCGGCUCGCUCAACGCGGAGUGGCUCCGGAGCAAGAUCGGCCUGGUGAGCCAAGAGCCCGUGCUGUUCGCCACGUCCAUCAGGGAGAACAUACUCUUCGGCAACGAGACGGCUUCGCCGGAGCAGAUCAUCGACGCGGCCAAGAUGGCUAACGCUCACGAGUUCAUCACCAAAUUGCCCAACGGAUACGACACACAUGUGGGGCAGUUCGGGACGCAGAUGUCGGGAGGCCAGAAGCAGCGGAUCGCCAUUGCGCGGGCGCUCAUUCGGGACCCCAAGAUCCUGCUGCUGGACGAGGCGACGAGCGCGCUGGAUUCCGAGUCGGAGCGGACGGUGCAGGACGCGCUGGACCGGGCGUCCGUGGGCCGGACCACCGUCAUCGUGGCGCACCGCCUCUCCACGCUGCGCAAGGCCGACACGAUCGCCGUGCUCGACCAGGGCCGCGUGGUGGAGUUCGGCACGCACGACGAGCUCGUCGCCAUGGACGGCGGCGAAGGCGGCGUGUACGCCAAGAUGGUGCACCUGCAGAGCUCGUCCGCGGCGCGGGCGGACGGCCCCCGCGUGGUAGAGGAGGAGGAGGAGAAGUUCCAUAGCGUGGAGAUCGCGUCGCCGGGCGGCGAGCUCCGACCUAGCCCAGUGCGGUCGUUCCGGUCUGUCGAGCCCACCGUGGAAAUCAGCCAGCCCGCGGUCCCCGUCGCGCACGCGGCGCACCCCCAAAAGUCGUUGCACCUUCGUCUGCUCAAGAUGAACCGCCCGGAGUGGAAGCAAGCUCUGCUCGGGUGCGCUGGCGCCAUCAUAUUCGGCGCGGUGCUGCCGCUCUACUCAUACAGCAUGGGCUCGCUGCCGGCGGUGUACUUCCUCACCGACCACGACCUCAUCCGCGCAAAGACCAGGGCCUACUCCCUCAUCUUCCUGGCGAUCGCCAUCGUCUGCAUCGCCGCCAACAUCGUGGAGCACUACAACUUCGCCGUCAUGGGCGAGCGCCUGACGGAGCGCGUCCGGGACCAGAUGCUGGCCAAGAUCCUCUCCUUCGAGGUCGGGUGGUUCGACGAGGACGAGAACUCGAGCGCGGCCGUGUGCGCGCGGCUGGCGACGCAGGCGACCAAGGUCCGGUCCCUCGUCGGGGACCGGAUGUGCCUGCUGGUGCAGGCCGGCGCCACGGCGUCCCUGGGAUUCGCGCUGGCGCUCUACGUGUCGUGGCGCCUCGCGGCGGUGAUGAUGGCCCUGCAGCCGCUGGUGAUCGCCAGCUUCUACUUCAAGAAGGUGCUCAUGACGGCCGGCUCCAGGAAGGCCAAGAAGGCGCAGGUGCAGGGCAGCCAGCUCGCCAGCGAGGCCGUGGUCAACCACCGGACGAUCACCGCCUUCUCGUCGCAGCGGCGGAUGCUCCAGCUGUACGAGGCCGCGCAGGUGGGUCCGAGGAAGGACACCAUGAGGCAGUCCUGGUUCUCGGGUUUCUGCCUGUGCCUGUGCCAGUUCAACGCCUCGGCGAGCACGGCGCUCGCACUGUGGUACGGAGGCAAGCUCAUGGCCAGCCGGCAGAUCAACACCACGCAGCUGUUCCAGGUGUUUUUCAUCCUCAUGAGCAUGGGGAGGGUCAUCGCCGACGCCGGGAGCUUGACGUCGGACCUGGCGCAAGGCGGGGACGCGGUGCAGUCCAUCCUCGACACGCUGGACCGUGAACCGGCGAUCAAAUCCGGCACCGGCGACGGUGCCAGCGAGUCCGACGACGACAAGGAGAAGCUGCAGAAGGGGAUCAAGGGAGCCAUCGAGUUCAGGGACGUGCACUUCAGCUACCCGACGCGGCCGGAGGUGACGGUGCUCGCCGGGCUCAGCCUCGAGAUCGGCGCGGGCAAGACGGUGGCGCUGGUGGGGCCGAGCGGGUCGGGCAAGUCGACGGUGAUCGGGCUGAUCGAGCGGUUCUACGACGUGCGGAGCGGCGCGAUCCUGAUCGACGGCAAGGACAUCCGGGGGUACGGCCUGACGCACCUCCGGUCGCACGUGGCGCUGGAGGUUCGGAGCGCGGCGGCGCUGGCCAACGCGCACGAGUUCAUCAGCGGGAUGGAGGGCGGGUACGACACGCAGAUCGGGGAGCGCGGGGCGCAGCUGUCCGGCGGGCAGCGGCAGCGGAUCGCGCUGGCGAGGGCGGUGCUGAAGAACGCGAGGAUCCUGCUGCUGGACGAGGCGACGAGCGCGCUGGACACGGUGUCGGAGCGGCUGGUGCAGGACGCCGUGGACCGGAUGCUGCAGGGGACCAGGACGUGCGUGGUGGUGGCGCACAGGCUCUCCACGGUGCAGAACUCCGACAUGAUCGCCGUGGUCAAGGACGGGAGGGUGGCGGAGAGAGGGACGCACCGCGACCUCGUAGCCCUCGGCCGCGCGGGGAUGUACUACAACCUCAUCAAGCUGCAGCACGGCGCGUCGCCCUGCCGUAGCCCGAUCCGUGCGGUAAGCAACUGAUACAGUGCAGGUCAUCUCGCUUGUGUGUAAUGUAAUCUCAGAGAGCAUUGCAUACAGUUUUUUUUU